GCCCCUGGUUUUGAAUACAUCUUUGGACGCCGAAGAGACGACGAAUGGAUUUUGGGAUGCUUUUUGCCGCCGGAUGAAUUUCUCCUCCUAAUCAUGUCUUCGUUUGAUUGCCUCCAAAACUCCAAAUCGCUGAGACGACGAAUGGAUUUUGGGAUGCUUUUUGCCGCCGGAUGAAUUUCUCCUCCUAAUCAUGUCUUCGUUUGAUUGCCUCCAAAACUCCAAAUCGCUGGGGAGGAAAGCUCCCUCACAAGUAUUAAUGGGAUCGCCGGCCGCCGGACAGAGCAGCAACAGAAAGAGCGACUACGACCGGUCCUUUAAGAUACUGUUGAUCGGAGAUUCUGGCGUGGGGAAGAGUAGCCUUAUCGCCAGUUUCAUUUCAGAUGCCCCUACUCACGCUUCUGCUCCCACCAUUGGUGUUGAUUUCAACAUCAAGUAUUUCGAAGUUGGCGGGAAAAAACUAAAGCUCAUAUUUUGGGACACAGCUGGACAAGAAAGGUUCAGGACAUUAACCACCAGUUUCUACAGAGGUGCCCAGGGAAUUGUUCUUGUUUAUGAUGUCACUAGGAAAGAGAGUUUCGAAAGUCUUACUGGUGUUUGGGAGGAAGAGAUAAAAAGUUACUCAAGUGAUCAGAACUAUGUGAAAAUGUUGGUUGGUAACAAAAAGGACCAAGAGUCCGAAAGGAAAGUGAGUACUGAAGAAGGGCUAGCUCUGGCAAGAAAAUUUGGGGGCCUAUUUCUUGAAUGCAGUGCUAAGACUCGAGAAAAUGUUGAUAUUUGCUUUGAAAAUCUCGCCUUACAGAUUUUGGAAGUGCCUAAUGCUCAUGAACAUGGAACUGCCAUGGGAAAGAUUGUUAGCUUUAAGCACGAAGAACACCAGACUCAACCUGGCAGUGGAUGCUGUGGAUAGAAUCAUGUCUCCUAAACUGUGUUCUCAUUGAUAUGUGAUCAAACUAUCAAGGUAAAUGAGUAAUUUGGUUUCAUAAGAAUCUGCUUUUCUUCAGCUAAAUUUAAGAACUUUGCCGGAUAAUAGUAGGUUACACAUUCCUUUCUGAUGUAUAAAAAAAGUUGGUUACACU
Messenger RNA from Cuscuta epithymum, 1076 nucleotides. The record is from the annotation of a GenBank genome assembly. Lineage: Eukaryota; Viridiplantae; Streptophyta; Magnoliopsida; Solanales; Convolvulaceae.